Molecule: messenger RNA, 634 nt
Organism: Gymnodraco acuticeps
Lineage: Eukaryota; Metazoa; Chordata; Actinopteri; Perciformes; Bathydraconidae
Product: putative olfactory receptor 13C6
Exons: 1
Coding region: 26-634 (202 amino acids)
Biological process (GO): G protein-coupled receptor signaling pathway
Cellular component (GO): membrane
Molecular function (GO): G protein-coupled receptor activity
Source: RefSeq, a predicted model, not a curated record
GUAUAGAUAUCUUUAUUUUGUGAUCAUGUUAACUGCAUAUGUUCUGAUCAUCUGCAGUAAUUCCACUAUUGUGUGCAUCAUUGCUUUACACAGAAACCUCCAUGAGCCUAUGUACGUGUUCAUUGCAGCUUUGAUGGUUAACUCUGUUCUGUUCAGCUCUGCUAUCUAUCCAAAGCUUCUGAUGGACUUUUUAUCAGAGAAGCAGAUCAUAUCUCAUUCAGCCUGUCUGUUUCAGUGGUUUAUUUACUACUCUCUAGGCUGUUCAGAAUUCCUCCUGCUGGCAGCCAUGGCCUACGACAGAUAUGUGUCUAUAUGUAAACCUCUGCAAUAUCCAAAUAUCAUGAGGAAAAGAACUGUUCAAAUGUUGCUGAUCCUAGCUUGGCUUCUGCCUGCUUGCCAGUCUUCAGUGCCGAUGAUAGUGAGUGCUAACAAAAAACUCUGUCACUUUAAUUUAAAAGGAAUCAUUUGCAACAGCACGGUUCAAAAACUGUAUUGUGUGACUUCAAGACUGCUGAAUAUAUACGGCUUGGCUGUUCUCGUAACUGCAGUAAUUUGUCCCGUGCUCUUCAUUCUUUUCACAUACAUCAGGAUAGUUAUAGUUUGCUAUAGAAGCAGUCAGGAGGUCAGGAGGUAA